Molecule: messenger RNA, 1446 nt
Organism: Neospora caninum
Lineage: Eukaryota; Apicomplexa; Conoidasida; Eucoccidiorida; Sarcocystidae
Product: putative vacuolar ATP synthase subunit h
Exons: 11
Coding region: 1-1446 (481 amino acids)
Biological process (GO): proton transmembrane transport
Cellular component (GO): vacuolar proton-transporting V-type ATPase, V1 domain
Molecular function (GO): proton-transporting ATPase activity, rotational mechanism
Source: RefSeq, a predicted model, not a curated record
AUGAAGAUGGACAAAGGCGGCCAGGCGGCCUCGGCGGAUGUGAAAGACGCCGGGAAAAAAGCGCCUCCCGCGAUGGGCAGCGGAUACUACUCGGAUCACGUGGACCAGAAUGAGCAAGUUCGCCUUCUCAACAGACUCGCCAACGCCGAGGGAAGUUCGCAGGUGAAACAAGACGCAGUUUUGGCGAAUGCGCCAGAGUGGAAGACGCUGGAGAAGGCGGGCGUUCUGCCCGCUGGCCUCUCGGUUGUCUUGUCGAAAAUCAGUCCUCUGUGUCUCGACGAAUUCUCGGAAAUGCUCGCGGCUGAUCCGGACCUCGUUCGUUCCCUCAUCGGCCUCGUUCGCCUCGAGGGAGAUUUGCAUACGGUUCAGUACGUCUUGACAGUCCUCUGCGAAGUCGUUCGAGACGAUAGCAGCAAGUACGAGGCGCUGUGUUCAGCUGCGGCUGAUGGCGAGGUGUUUGAGGCGUUUCGACAGCUUCUGGAAGUGCCCAACCUCGAUGCCUAUACAGCCGAUAGAGCGGCCUUUCUCCUCUCAGGUCUCAUGUGCCGAGCCCGUUCAGGUUCCUUCACGGACACUCAAGUGGAAUAUCUGAUUCAAGGUCUUCUCCACGGUCGGGCAGCGAACAAGUUCCUCCUCAGCGAAGCCGGCCGCCUCGAUGCCUUCGUCAAUCUCCUCAAAAUCGAUCGCUACCGUCCGAUGAUUUGGGCCAGUCGCGGCUUUCCUGAGCUAGUGCUGAAGAAUCUGUCGCUGACGCUUCCCGCCAGCGUUCUAUACAAGGCGAUGUUCUGCGUCUGGCUGCUCACUUUCCACGACACGUUUUUGCCCCAGCUGAACGAGAAGGGAAUCGUUCUCGCCGUGUGUGUGGUAUUGAAGGAGUCGCGCGUGGAGAAGGUGAUUCGUGUCGGUCUGGGCGUGCUCCACAACUUGCUCAAGUGUGACGCCUCGGUAGAAACGAUCAUUGAGCAAAACGUCGCACAGGUGCUGGCUCUCUUGGAGUUUGAGAAGUGGCGGGAUGGAGACAUGUACGACGACAUCAGAAUCGCGGCCUCGCAUCUGGAACAGAAAACUCGACAGUUCAACAAUUUCGAUCGCUACUGCCACGAGCUCGACAAAGGCAAACUCACGUGGUCUGUCAUUCACUCAGAAAAAUUCUGGAGAGAGAACGUCAUGGCUUUCGAGAACGACGAGUUCCGAGCAGUCAAGAAGCUGGUGAAACUUCUCGACACAUCAACUGACAAAACCACCCUCGCCGUCGCGUGCUACGACCUCGGCGAGUUCGCCCGGCUCCACCCCGCAGGAAAAAAAGUUUGUCAGCAGCUGAAGGUGAAAGACCGCGUGAUGUUGAUGAUCAGCGACAAGGACCGUGAAGUCGCGGGCGAGGCGCUUCUCUGCAUUCAGAAGUUGAUGCUGAACAACUGGCAAGACGUGGCAGAACUCAAGAAAUAA